AGUGUAGUAUUCUGAUAACGUCAAUAGCUUGACUAAGAGCCCUCGGAGAUGGGCGAGCUCGGCCGCCCCCGGCAAGUAAGUCUAUUGCAACCCUCUUUGACUUCAGGCAUCAAACAAGUCAUCUACCUGGGUGUGGGUGGGCCUACAUACGAAUGGAGACAAAAAAAAAAACCCAACACACCGAGCAAGCAAGAGUGCCAUCGUCCGUAAGAUAGUCAGAAAAUGCAAAAGUCUCUGCUCCGCCAUGGUGGCGUGGCGAACAUUGCCCGCCUAUGUCGGCCCAUUGGGUGGCAGGCAAUAGUGUGAGGGUUUGUCUGUCUUUGUUGCUGUGCCAUGUUGUUGCGCUGGGGGUGGAGACGGUCUGCGGAACCCCCUUUGCGGCUGAGAAUGCAGAUGCCCUAUGGCCGCUUGGCGCAGUGGCAGUUCGCCAACCCACCCCAGCUCAAGCGCCGCUGUGGGCCGCCUGUGCCCGCGGCUGGGAGGAUCCGCUUGUGGUAGGUCGAUGGGGCCUGUCGAGGUUGAGCCAGGCCCAGGGCAAGGUCGGGGGUUUAGGGAUCAAGGUUGUGAUGGUGGAGGAGCCGAGACGAUGGCGGCAGAGUUGUGGACACGGAGGAGGGUAGGGGAUGACGAUGCGGGCGGGAGUUUCGACGACAGCGUCGCAUUCUGAUAGAUGAAUAUUGUUGAUUGGCCGAGGGGGCCAUUGUCUUGGGUGAGUGAGCGGACCAAGUGUUGUUAUCAGACCGUCUAAGCUACGACCAGACAGAAAGUGGUGUGAAG
This is a messenger RNA of Microdochium trichocladiopsis, 777 nucleotides long. RefSeq lists its product as uncharacterized. Bases 273 to 620 code for a protein of 115 amino acids. The transcript has a single exon. The record is from RefSeq and is a predicted model, not a curated record. NCBI's taxonomy places the organism in Eukaryota, Fungi, Ascomycota, Sordariomycetes, Xylariales, Microdochiaceae.